UUACGUAAUUGGUUGUUUGUUGAGCUUCGUGGUCCCUCCCUGUACUAAAUCUUUCUGUUUCACUGGUCGCCCCGAUGUUUUUCUUCAAUUCUCAUUAAUGUCCAUCUUCCAGAAUCAGAUUUUGCAAAUAAUAGAGGAUCAAAACGCUGUCGUUUUUUCGUCGGAUCACGACUCUCGAAAAGAUAACCAGUCUUUAAUGCCAAUUUACGGAGGUCCCAUUUGCGUUUUCAGUCGACGAAAGUGUCAGCGUUGAAUUCGUCGAAUUGAUUGAGAAGACAUGAGAGAGAGAUGGUGAGCGAGAGAGAGUGUGAAAACUAAGUUUGAUCAACAAAUGGCCUUUGUGGGUCGGUCGAUGUCACCAACCACUUUGGUCUUCUUGUCGUUAUAAGCUCUGAAGUAACGACAACUGGGUCUUACGGCACUCCCAAAGCUUCGUCGUUUUCUAAAACUCUGUCUCGGUUAAUCUGGGGAAAAGGGUAUCUGGGUUAUUCUCUCGGAGUUGUGUCUCUCUGAAUUGUUCCUUAACUGUUUGAUCAUUUGCUUUUGUUCUCUGAAGAUGGGAAAUAAGCGUUUUUUGGUUCCGGCAGAGGAGUUGGACUUGUCUACUGUCAAAUAUAAACUGGAAGAGGCUAAGGCUCCUCAUUUGACUGGAUUUGGCUUGAAGUUUUUUGUUAGGAUUAUUGAAACGCCGAUGAUAGGUUCCUUUAUCAUGUCUCUCUUGAAGAAGCAGAAUAGGAUUGUUGAGUUGUUGCAGCAGACUGUGAUACCGGAAUCACCCAUGUUCAGACCUGAAUAUCCUCCACAAGAAUCAGAACUGGCUGUUGUCACUUUUGAUGAAGAUGGGAAACCUGAAGAGAGAGUUUCAUUAACCUUGGAAUGCCUUCCACAAUAUGAUCCUGCUAAAUGUUGGAAUGGGGAUACAAAUCAAACUUUUCGCUAUUGGAAGAUACGUGACUAUGCUCAUGCUUAUCGUUCAAGGAUUGCAACACCUUCUAUGGUUGCAGAGCACGUAAUUUCAGUUCUUGAGGAGUUUAGUUGCAAGAAACCUGCAAUGCCUCUGUUGAUUUCUUUUAAUGCUGAGGAAGUCAGGAAGCAAGCUGCAGCGUCGACAAAAAGAUUCGCGGAAGGCAAUCCACUAUCUAUCUUGGAUGGAAUUUUUAUGGCAAUUAAGGAUGAUAUAGACUGUUAUCCUCAUCCAUCAAAUGGUGGAACAACAUGGAUGCACGAGGUUCGCCCUGUCAGCGAGGAUGCAGUUAGUGUUUCGAAACUACGUAGAUGUGGUGUAAUUUUUGUAGGAAAGGCAAACAUGCAUGAAUUGGGCAUGGGUACAACUGGAAACAAUCCUAAUUAUGGAACAACAAGAAAUCCUCAUGCAGUAGAUAGGUACACGGGUGGAUCUUCCUCAGGUCCAGCAGCAAUUGUAGCUUCUGGAAUAUGCUCUGCUGCACUUGGAACAGAUGGUGGAGGUUCAGUCCGUAUACCCUGUUCCCUUUGUGGUGUAGUGGGAUUGAAGACAACAUAUGCACGUGUAGACAUGGAAGGUUCUUUAUGUGGUGGCGGGACUGUGGAAAUUAUCGGACCAAUUGCAUCAUCAGUAGAGGAUCUCAUGCUAGUGUAUUCAGCAAUACUUGGUUCCUCUCUUGCUGAUAGAAUUAGUUUGAAACCGUCCCCACCUUGUGUGCCAAACUUGUUAGCAUAUGACAGUUCAGAUAUCUUGGGAUCCUUAAGACUAGGAAAGUACACAGAGUGGUUUAAUGAUGUAUAUUCAACUAAUAUAUCUGACAAAUGUGAUGAGGUUCUUGAACUUUUGUCAAAAUCAUACAAUUGUGAAGUGGUAGAAAUUGUGGUCCCCGACUUACAUGAGAUGCGCACUGCUCAUGUUGUUUCCAUUGGAUCUGAGUGUGCUUGUUCAUUAAAUCCAGAUUGCGAUGACGGGAAACUUGAGAGACUGACAUAUGAUACUCGUAUCAGUAUGGCUCUUUUUAAAUCUUUUACUGCGGCAGAUUAUGUGGCGGCCCAGUGUCUCAGGAGAAGGAUGAUGUACCAUCUUAUGGAGAUAUUCAAAAAGGUUGACAUCAUAGUUACCCCAACAACUGGCAUGACCGCACCUAUCAUACCAUCAGGUGCUAUUCAAGAUGGAGAAUCAAACAUGCAGGUUACAGGUUACCUUAUGAAGUUUGUCGCCAUUGCAAAUCUUCUUGGACUUCCUGCCAUUUCUGUGCCUGUGGGUUAUGAUAAAGAAGGCCUUCCAAUAGGCUUGCAAUUGAUUGGUCGUCCAUGGGCUGAAGCUACACUUCUGCGUUUGGCUUCUGCAGUGGAGGAACUCUGCCCCUUAAAGAAGAAGCCUGCAUCAUUUUUUGAUGUUUUGCAAAGCUGAAUUUGCUGCUCUCUUUACUUGAAUCAUUAGAUUUUCAUGAUGUGAUCACAUGUUUUAAAUUAAUAUUUGUAUGUGUCUCCCCUCACAUGAGGAUCGCUCUAACUAUUAAGUGAAAUAAUUUCAAGCUGAAUAGUAGUAGUGCUUGUAAAACUUCA
Humulus lupulus (European hop) is the source of this 2532-nucleotide messenger RNA. Its product is annotated as fatty acid amide hydrolase. Gene Ontology annotation, biological process: N-acylethanolamine metabolic process. Gene Ontology annotation, cellular component: membrane. The record is from RefSeq and is a predicted model, not a curated record. Lineage: Eukaryota; Viridiplantae; Streptophyta; Magnoliopsida; Rosales; Cannabaceae. Gene Ontology annotation, molecular function: N-(long-chain-acyl)ethanolamine deacylase activity. The transcript is spliced from 20 exons. Bases 557 to 2377 code for a protein of 606 amino acids.